This is a messenger RNA of Aspergillus bombycis, 528 nucleotides long. Its product is annotated as molybdopterin synthase catalytic subunit. Gene Ontology annotation, molecular function: molybdopterin synthase activity. The coding region runs from base 1 to 528 and encodes 175 amino acids. Gene Ontology annotation, cellular component: cytosol. Gene Ontology annotation, biological process: Mo-molybdopterin cofactor biosynthetic process. The transcript has a single exon. The record is from RefSeq and is a predicted model, not a curated record. Lineage: Eukaryota; Fungi; Ascomycota; Eurotiomycetes; Eurotiales; Aspergillaceae.
AUGACCACCGACGAGCCAACACCCGCACACCUCGAUCCCCAAACCUACCCACGCCACCUCACCGAUGAAGCGCAAAACAUCCACCUCGAACUCACCUACGCGCCCCUCAACGCGCAAGCUGCACUCGACAAAAUCUCCUCCCCCGCCGCCGGCGCAAACGUCCUCUUCCUCGGCACCACGAGAAAUACCUUCGAGGACCGCCCCGUCGCACAGCUGAGUUACACGGCGUACCCACCCCUGACGUUCAAGACGCUAGCGGGGAUCGCGCGGGACGCGGUCGCGAAACAUGGGCUGACGGGGAUUGUCAUCGCGCAUCGGUUGGGGGUUGUGCCGAUUCGCGAGGCGAGUAUUGUGAUUGCGGUCAGUUCGGGGCAUCGGCGGGCAGCGUGGAGGGCUGGGGAGGAGGUCUUGGAGAUUUGUAAGGAGAAGGCGGAGAUUUGGAAGAGGGAGGAGUUUGUCGAUGGGGAAAUGGCGUGGAGAGAGAAUAGGGAGAGGGAUGGCGAUGGGAAGGUGGUUACUGGCAAGUGA